Molecule: messenger RNA, 1422 nt
Organism: Lactuca saligna
Lineage: Eukaryota; Viridiplantae; Streptophyta; Magnoliopsida; Asterales; Asteraceae
Source: the annotation of a GenBank genome assembly
AUGUUGACCCCAAUAUUCUGGCCCAAACACACCACUUCACUAUUCCCAACAGCCCAUCUUCCGGACCUUCCACCCGAUCCAAUACUCCUUCGUCUAUACCUAUACCUGACCCUACUUCCCUUACACCUUCAUCGUAACCCACAUCUCCGAGAGGACGAAGAUCAGUUGGUGAAUCAGUGUUUAAACAUGGCGGCAGCUCGUUCAAUCUUUGUUGGACUCGUCCGGAAUUACAGCAGACAAAUGAGGACUACUGGUUCACUGAGGUUCUUGUCUUCUUCGUCUUCGUCUUCAACGGCUUCCAAAUUGGAAAUACUAUACGACGAAUCACCGAUUUCGGCAGCCGAAGAUGAAUCCGACUGCGGUUCAGGUGGCGGUGAUGAUCUAAAGAGCAGAAUUUUCCGGCUGAGACUCCCGAAACGUAGCGCAACCAAUGUUAUUGAGAAAUGGAUCAACGAAGGCCAUCGAAUUUCAAGCUACGAUCUCCGUCAUAUAUCAAAAGAACUUCGUAAAUCUCAUCGUUACAAGCAUGCUCUUGAGUUGUCAGAAUGGAUGGUUUCCCAUAGCGAGUAUGAAUUAUCUGAUUCAGACUAUGCAAUCCGCAUCGACUUAUUGACCAAAGUGUUUAGCAUAGAUGCUGCUGAACGCUAUUUUGAAGGUUUACCUCCAAAUGCCAAAACAACAGAAUCCUACACUGCUCUUCUCCAUUCAUAUGCUGCAUCAAAACAAACCACAAAAGCAGAAGAACUCUAUGAAAAGAUGAAAGAAUCCGGACUAAAACUAACUCCCAUAACAUACAACGAACUAAUGACACUAUACAUGUCAGUUGGGGAGGUCGAAAAGGUCUUUUCCAUCAUCAAAGAACUCAAAACCCAGAACGUGUCACCCGAUAUAUACACUUACAAUCUCUGGAUAAGUUCAUGUGCUUCUUGUUUAAAGAUUGAUGAAGUUAGAAACAUUCUUGAUGAAAUGAGUAGUUCCCAUGAGGAUGGAAAGAGUGAGAUUUGGGUAAGAUAUGUGAAUCUUGUGAAGAUUUAUCUUUCAUCUGGGCAUCUUGUGAAUUCGGAUUCUAACUCUGUGGUGGAAAGUGAGAAGGGGAAUAAGAUUAUUACACAAAGGGAAUGGAUAACUUAUGAUUUUCUUAUUGUGUUGCAUUGUGCUUUGGGGAAUAAGGAUACACUUGAUCAAAUAUGGAGGUCUUUGAGAAUGACAAAUCAGAAAAUGAUUGGUAGAAACUAUGGUUGUAUGCUUUCUGCAUAUUUGAUGUUAGGGUGUUUGAAGGAGGUGGGAGAAGUUAUUCAUCAAUGGAAGACAUCUGCUACAACAGAUUUUGAUGUUUCUGUAUGUGAGAGGGUUUUUAAAGGGUUUAAGGAAGUUGGGUUGAUUGAAAAGGCAGAAACUUUUCAUAAAUUGCUAUCUGAAUGA